AUGUUAUCAUCCUCGGUGUAUUACAAAUGGAAAAGCUUCGAGGAAGAUGAGGAUCGACCAGAGAAGCCCCGUAGAUUUGGAGUUACAGAGAUGAGAGGUCCUCAGUACACUCUCUUAAGCCAGAACAUGCUUCAGGAUGUUUUCGAGACAAUGGGGCAGUUUGUUGAUGGACUGAAAUUUUCUGGAGGUUCUCAUAGUUUAAUGCCAAAGUCUUUUAUUAAAGAAGUGAUUGACAUGGCCCACGAACAUGAUGUGUAUGUUAGUACUGGGGAUUGGGCUGAGCAUUUGCUUCAUAAAGGUCCUUCGGCCUUCAAAGAGUACAUCGAGGAAUGUAAAAGUAUGGGGUUUGACACAAUUGAGUUGAAUGUGGGAUCUCUUGGUGUUCCUGAAGAGACACUUUUGAGAUACGUGCGCUUGAUUAAGAGUGGUGGUUUGAAAGCUAAGCCUCAAUUUGCAGUCAAGUUUAACAAGUCAGACAUUCCGACUGGUGGUCAUAGAGCAUUUGGGGCUUAUGUACACCCAGCACCUCGAAGCACUGAAAUGGUUGAAGAUGUUAAUCUCCUGAUUAAGAUGGCUGAGAGGUGCUUAGAGGCUGGGGCAGACAUGAUAAUGAUUGAUGCAGAUGACAUCUGCAGGGAUACUGAUUCUCUGAGAGCAGAUAUAGUUGCAAAGGUCAUUGGACGACUAGGUCUUGAGAAGACCAUGUUUGAAGCAUCAAAUGCUAAAACUGCUGAGUGGUUCAUUAAACGUUAUGGUCCAAAGGUGAACCUCUUUGUGGAUCAUUCUCAAGUCAUUGGUCUAGAGUGCCUCCGAGGCCACAACACGGGUAGAAGUCAUGCUUCUGCCUUUGGCUCCUCAUACUCUCUCUUCUGA
This is a messenger RNA of Dovyalis caffra, 873 nucleotides long. Lineage: Eukaryota; Viridiplantae; Streptophyta; Magnoliopsida; Malpighiales; Salicaceae. The record is from the annotation of a GenBank genome assembly.